AUGGGGCAUAUACUUGCUCUCCAAGUUUACCUCUUGCCUUUUUCUCCAUGGUAUAAACUUGCUCCUCAAGUUUAUUCCACGCCAGCUCAGCAUCUUGCGUUCACAUGGUCUCUACCACUCCGCAUGCCUCCUGGUUCACUCUCUGACACACACUGCCUCAACAACUACUUCAACGACUACAUUUGGGCAGCUGGUUUUACUGCAGCUAUACUGAAGAAACGUAGCUCCACCAUAAACACGGAACCAACCAGUCCAAAAAGCCAAGAAGAAGAGGCUUCAAAACCACAAAAGAAGGAACCUCUAGGAAUCGAAAACAUGAUGCUAUCAUCUCUAGAGAAACUCUUCCCCAUCAUCUUAAACAUCCCAGACGUCAACAUGAGACUAACGAAAAUCAUCGAGAAACUCUAUGAGAACCAUCCUCCAUGCCCUCAGCUUUAUCUUUACAGCUCUGGGGAUAAAGUUGUUCCGUCCAAAGAGCAGCAAAAGAUUGGAAGAAAGAUACAUUCUUUCAGUUUCAGGUCGUCUCCUCAUGUCGACCACUACCGGAACUUUCCUGACUUGUACUCCUCACAGCUUCACAACUUCUUACAAGAUUGCUUCAAGCAAACAAAGCAGCAUCAUCAAGCUCUGUGAUUUUGGAACAUAGCAGACUUUUUGUAAUCUGGUUUAUCUGUAUAUGUCUCACUGUUAUACCAUCCUUUAUAUAUUAAAGGAGAAACAUUGUAAUAAAUGCGUUCAUACUAAACUAGACACAUAUCACGUGUAAAAGCAUUAUAAUAAAUGCGUUGACACUAAAAUUGACACAUGUCACAUGCAUAGAGCUUCUCAUCCAAACUCUACAUAAAUAUGUUCACACUAUGUACUUUACUUUUUUUUAAUAUAAAACUCACAUGCAUGGUUCUUCUUUACAUUAUUUUUACUGUUUGCAAAUAGAGCUGGAUAAAUUAUUCAUAAAUUUUGAUUCGAUUCGUUAUCUGUUUUGAUUCAAACCGAAAAAUCCGGAUAUUCGUUACUCUAUGAAGCAAAUCAAAUACUGAAAUGCAAUAUCCAUAAAAAACAAACAAAUCACAAAUAUCAAUAUUUAUAGAAACGGAUAUCCAAUUUGAUCAGUUAUAUGCAUAUAUAUAUAUAUAUAUUUAAAUAAUUAUGUGUAAGUUAAAUAUUAUAGUUUAUAUAAAUUUUACAAUAUUUUGUUUUAAAAUAAUUUCAUUUUAAGAAUUUUAUUUUUCAUUUAUUAUUUUAAAUUUAUUUUUUAAUAUUAGUUAACAGUAUCUUUAUAUACUUAUCAACCAUCUUUAUAUACUUUUACAUACACAUGCAUGUACACAUUGACGUGAACACCUUAUAACUAAGUAUUUACCACAACUGAAAUAUCUAAUUUUUUUGGAAGUUAAAAUUUUCUUUUCUUAAUGUUUCUUUCACUAUCGACCAAAUUGUAAUAAAAUGAUUUGUCUUAAUAAUUUUCUUUUCUUUUUUAACUAUUAUCCGUUUAGAAACUAUAAUAUAAAACCAUUGGUUCGACAUUACGACUAUCUAAGAUUUAUAACAUGAAAACAAACAAAUAAUAGUAAAUUUUGAUUAUCACAGAAAAAAAACUCAAAAAAUCAAAUAUUUUAACCGAACAAACUAAAUAAAUAUUGAUUUAAAAUGAUAGUUAUAUUUUAGGUGAUUAAGAACCAAAAAA
Molecule: messenger RNA, 1684 nt
Organism: Brassica rapa (field mustard)
Lineage: Eukaryota; Viridiplantae; Streptophyta; Magnoliopsida; Brassicales; Brassicaceae
Source: RefSeq, a predicted model, not a curated record